GUAGUAUAGUGGACCAAUAGAGCACUUCUGAUGCAAAAGCGUAUCUAGGAGACACUCAUCGAAGCAUUCCAGAAAGAGACCCCUUGUGUGGGAUUAAUUUGUAGUUUAGUUGUAGUACUAUCAACGUAGAAUAAACACUAAAUAGAGAUAUGGGUAAACAAAACAGUAAACUGAAACCAGAAGUGUUGGAUGAUUUGCGCAGUAAUACUGAAUUCACGGAUCAGGAAAUACAUGAAUGGUACAAGGGUUUCCUAAAGGAUUGCCCCAGUGGACAUUUAUCCGUGGAGGAAUUCAAGAAAAUCUAUGGAAAUUUUUUCCCGUAUGGUGAUGCAAGUAAAUUUGCUGAACAUGUAUUCCGUACUUUUGAUACGAAUCAUGAUGGAACCAUAGAUUUUAGGGAGUUUAUUUGUGCAUUGAGUGUUACGUCACGUGGCAAACUGGAACAAAAACUCAAGUGGGCAUUUAGCAUGUACGAUCUUGAUGGGAACGGCUACAUAUCAAGGCAGGAGAUGCUAGAAAUAGUUCAGGCCAUAUACAAGAUGGUAGGCACUGUCAUGAAAAUGCCAGAAGAUGAAUCAACACCAGAAAAACGCACCGAUAAAAUAUUCCGACAGAUGGAUAAAAAUCUAGAUGGUAAAUUAUCACUGGGCGAGUUUAUAGAGGGUGCCAAGAGUGACCCAUCAAUCGUCAGGCUUCUACAAUGCGACCCAAAUUCUGCAAGCUGAGAUCUCAGCUACUAGGAACUUUAUACAUAGCCCAACAUUUAUCUGACUUUCUAUUGAGGACCAUAUGGUUCAUCUUUUGUGUACAUUUUCUUGGCUGGUCACAAGUAUUGUGCAUAUAUAAUAUACGUAUGUAUGCUGGCAGACUGUAACACAGAACAACGUACAUUGUGUAUUGUGCAUAUCAGAACACAGCAUACAUUAUGUAUUGUGUAUAUCAAAACACAGCGUACAUUGUGCAUUGUGAAUAUCAUAACACAGCAUACAUUAUAUGAGCCUGGCCAUAGGAAAACCGGUCUUAUCACAAAAAUUAGAAUUGUUCUACAAAGCCAAAAUUGUGCCCAAGAUUAAGAGGGAAAUGUGCUAAAUCCAAAUCCAACAUUUUGGUCUAUAUAUGCAAGGAAAAAUUGUUAAAACAUAAGUCAUUGCUCAUUUGAAAGGUCUCUUUGUGCUUCUUCAGAUAAAAAAAAAUAAGAAUUUUGAAAAAAUCUGUGAUAAGACCCCUUUUCCUGUGACCUGGCUCAUAUAUUGUGUAUAUCAUAACACAGCAUACAUUAUGUAUAUCAG
Messenger RNA from Owenia fusiformis, 1289 nucleotides. The record is from the annotation of a GenBank genome assembly. Lineage: Eukaryota; Metazoa; Annelida; Polychaeta; Sabellida; Oweniidae.